AUGCGACACGCAAUUGUCGUUGGAACUUGUCUGGAUCUUGAGCUCCUUCGGGGCCGACGAUAUGGCGUGACGAUACUGAACAGCACAAAUGAGUUGAUUGGAGAGAUCAGGCGGCUGCUUUCCCAGGUUCGUUCGACACCACAUCUCAAUCCGGCUGAGCGCAAAGAUGAAGGUCGAUUCGAUGACGGCUCAAGAAAUGUUACUAGUGGCAAUGUCGGUAUGGAUGUUGACCUUGACGAUGACCUCUUGUUCGCGGUGAUGCAUCUUGCAAAGGCUACUGGGACCAAAAAUAUGAGUAUGCCCUCUGGACCUCACCAGUUUCAUAGCGAGAGGUCGAAGCACCUCUUUAGACCUCCCGUCUUUCUCCGACGCCUGCAGUAUUUGCAUCUCUGGGGCUUAUCAGACACUCCAUCCCCAAGCUCUGAGGCUUCUCUUCACCUCUCAAAGCUAGAACUUCUCGUGAAUCUCAAAGGUGGUCUUCAAAGGGUGAAGGCUCCUGGUUUCGCAGAGGCUUUGCAUCUGUUUGACAUCCUCGAGAGCGCGAGGCGCUUGGAGAAGCCGAGAUUUGAGCUGCCCAAAUCGAGCAUUGAGUUCCUUGAGGAAAAGAUGCCCACGUUGAGGGAAGCUGCUGCUCUGAAAACGCAGCAGACUCGGCUUGGGGUGGAGAUUAAUCGACAUCUUCCUGUGAAGUCGCCGCUUUGCGAGAUUUUCGGGGAUAUCCAAAUUUUCUGCUCCUGGAUCUCCUCGCUCGCGACUAUGGGCUCUGUGGGCCAUGUUCAGGACGGAAAUCGAGAUUCAUCCUCCUCUACCCAAAUGGUCUCGGCAGAGGACGUCAUCGUGCUCAGAAACCUCGUUGAAUACCGUCUUCUGGCAUACUGUCCGGGUGUGAGCAAUUCCGUCGAGAGUGUAAUGUGGACAUCAGCAAUGAUCUUUGUCCAUGGCGUGAUCUUUCCACUUCCACACCCAGCAGCAGCGCCGUUGAAGAUCCUCAUCCGCCGGCUCCGCAAAGCUCUUUCUAAUCAUCUAGCAAGCCGCCGGUCUGAGCUUCGAUCCUUCGACUCUCUUCCAUGUGGAGAGCGAGAUUCCGGCACGAGAAUUCUGAUAUGGGCUGCGACAAUGGGCACCAUGGCGACGUCGGACUCCCCAGACGAGGCCCAUGAGAGGGCGUUCUUUCUUGACAGUCUCAGGAGCUUCGUGGGAGGGUCGGCGUCGAAUAUCUCGAGCUGGACACAGUUGAAGAGCGUUCUGGAGGCGUACCUGUGGGCGGACUGGGCGUGUGAUGCUGGCGGAUUGGCAGUUUGGGAAAUGCUCUCCGUAAAGAUAGCCAUCUCAUAA
Fonsecaea multimorphosa CBS 102226 is the source of this 1335-nucleotide messenger RNA. RefSeq lists its product as uncharacterized. NCBI's taxonomy places the organism in Eukaryota, Fungi, Ascomycota, Eurotiomycetes, Chaetothyriales, Herpotrichiellaceae. The record is from RefSeq and is a predicted model, not a curated record. The transcript has a single exon. Bases 1 to 1335 code for a protein of 444 amino acids.